AUGGAAGAAAUCAGAAAAGAAGAUGAACCACUGAAUAUUGAAAUCCCACGCUGUGGUCAAACUGUCUGUGAUAAUCCUGCAGUAGCCGGUAACUAUUUGCACCAGUGGGAUAUGCACGCCCUCAAAACGCUCAGAUACCGCGUCGUUGUGAUUAGCGACGAUGAUGGAAGGUGCGGGAUUCAAUUUACUGUCCAGAAUUAA
Messenger RNA from Gongylonema pulchrum, 201 nucleotides. The record is from the annotation of a GenBank genome assembly. NCBI's taxonomy places the organism in Eukaryota, Metazoa, Nematoda, Chromadorea, Rhabditida, Gongylonematidae.